Messenger RNA from Dovyalis caffra, 174 nucleotides. The record is from the annotation of a GenBank genome assembly. Lineage: Eukaryota; Viridiplantae; Streptophyta; Magnoliopsida; Malpighiales; Salicaceae.
UGGGAUAAACGAUUCCUCACUCGCUGGGAUGAUUUCAAAGACACGGAGAGCACUUUAAGCCCAAAGAAGAGGCUUACAGCCCAGCUAACCAGUCUUGUGAAAGGAAAUGCAAACACCUUGAGCGGCCUACAUCCUGCAGCCCACAUAGACAAACUCAAGCUCGGAAAAGGUUAA